UUUAUGUUCACGUAGGUUAUUUUGCAUUGCGCUUCAAGCAUGAUCGGACUGCUUGUAUUGGUGGCGCUGCUAGCUUUGUCUGUGAUAUGUCUAUGGAAAAAAGCUUAUAAACGACAUGACAAUUUUCCACCAGGACCGCCAAGUCUGCCAAUAUACGGAGCCUAUUGGAUUAUUGUUGCGAAAGCCUUCAACAACCUUGCACUGGCCACAAUACGAUUAGCUAAAGAGUACAAUACGAAAUUGGUGGGGCUAUAUUUAGGGCCUAUUCCUGUGGUUCUGGUCAAUGACUCUACUUUGAUCAAGGAAGUACUGAAUAGGGAAGAGUUUGAUGGACGAUUGGAUACAAUCAUCCCUAGAGCAAGAGGUUUCUGGAAGAUAUUAGGCAUCUUCUUCACUGAUGGUUUCUUCUGGCAUACACAGAGAAGAUUCUCACUCCGUUACAUGCGCGAUUGGGGCUUCGGGCGCCGAUGUAAUGCUCUCGAAGAGACAAUUAUUCAUGACACCAAAGAGAUGAUAGAAAUGGUACAGAAUGGAACUACGACUGAUGAAGAAAAGAAAAUCGUCAACGGAGAUCUCAUAUACCUACCUCACUUCUUCGACGUUCCGUUCGUGAAUGGAUUGGUACAAGUAUUUGUGCAAAAGACUUUUGCCCGUAAAGAAUAUUCGCAGAUUUGGAAGUUGGGAAAGUCUGCUUUAAAGUUCCAGAGAAGCACAAAUGAUCUGGGUGGGGCGCUGGUUAUUACACCCUGGAUAAAAAACAUCUUUCCAAACAUCAGUGGCUAUAAUGAUUUGACUAACGGAACAAAAGGCAUAUCCGACUUUUACGGAGAGCUUAUAAAAGACGCUAUAGACACAUAUGAAGACACCCACGAACGCCACUUUUUUGAUGCGUAUAUAAAGAAAAUGAAACAGGAAACUGAGGAAAAUCAGCGUACUACAUACUCAGCCGAGCAACUGCAAUUAAUUUGCACAGACUACACAUUCCCUACUGCGAGUGCGACAGAAAUGACGCUUACGAUUCUACUAGAAAGGAUACUACUUCAACCGGAACUACAAGAUAAGAUUCAUGAAGAACUAGACCGUGUGGUGGGGAGAGAUCGAAUGCCUACUUUGGAUGAUAGACAGAAUUUGCCGUUCACAGAGGCUUGCAUUCGUGAGAUGUUAAGAUUCGAGACACUUGUGCCUUUGGGCGUGCCUCAUCGCGCGAUGAAUGACACAACACUUGGAGGAUACGAUAUUCCUGAGGGUUCCUCGGUGGCAGUUAAUCUAGUUGCUCUCCACAUGGAUGAGAAGAUCUGGGGUGAUCCGCAGAACUUCAGACCUGAGCGGUUCAUUGUUGAUGGAAAGGUUCAAGUUAGCCUGGACAAGUCCCUACCUUUUGGAGCUGGACGCAGACUUUGUGCUGGAGAGACCUACGCUCGUCACAGCAUGUUUCUGAUAUUCGCGGCCUUUAUGCAGGCCUUCCAGGUGUCGACAGCUGAUGGCAAGCCUUUAAUCCAACCCGCGAAGAGGAUACAGGGUAUUAUAACCACGAUUCCAGAGUUCUGGGUUCGGGUUACGCCAAGAAUAGGUUAAACAGCAAUUUGCAUAUGUAAGGUUCUAUUACGAGUUUGUUGAACUAAUACAGUGUAAGCUUUUUGUAACGAAGUUCAAGGCACCGAGCAUUUUUUCGUUAUAGAGAUUAUUCGUUAUACAGAGGGAAGAGAAAAACAAACCAAAUUUAACCAAUUACGUUGACACAUAACGCUUUUCUUUUACUGACUAUAUCAGUUUCAAAGUUUGUGUACGACUAAUAAUACACGAUAGUUGACAAUGGUGCGUUUAGUAACUGAGACCAAAAUUUCCUACAUGCAAUGUAAUCUAAAAAUAAUGCCACACGUGUUAAUGCAAUUAACAAUAAAAAAGGCGAGUCUACUGUUAUGCCUUUUUAGAAAUUUCGGCACCUCAAAAUUUUAGUUUUGUUAGCUGAUUAAAAAAUCAAUUACACUUAAGUAUGUUGUUGAUGUCUAAAUAUGAAAAUAUUAUCGUUUUAUAGCAUCACUAUUGCGUUAUAAAGAGUGAAUCAAUGUAUGGGUUUUGUGUUAAACCAAACAAAUUUACCUCAUUUUUACGUUAUAGAGACAUUUUCGUUAUAGCGAAUAAAGCUAAAAAAAACGUUAUAAAGAGUGUACACUGUGUUAAAAAAUACGGUAUAAAAAAAAAUUGUAAGGAGCGGUUAACGUAGCGUAUAAAAAUAAUUUACUAUCGUAAACAACAUAAAAAAUACGGUUUAUUGUUUAUACGGGACUUUGUCAUUAAUAACUUAAUUUUAAAAAACAUAAAUCUAUCGAUAAGUAAUAAAUUUUAAUAGGAAGCCUUGAUAUUUAAUAUUAAUUAUAAUAUUUUAAACAUG
Molecule: messenger RNA, 2392 nt
Organism: Pieris napi
Lineage: Eukaryota; Metazoa; Arthropoda; Insecta; Lepidoptera; Pieridae
Product: probable cytochrome P450 304a1
Exons: 9
Coding region: 40-1575 (511 amino acids)
Molecular function (GO): monooxygenase activity; heme binding; oxidoreductase activity, acting on paired donors, with incorporation or reduction of molecular oxygen
Source: RefSeq, a predicted model, not a curated record